AUGAAGACUUUUUUCUGCUUACUAUAUCUCUCGUUUUGGUUUCUGCCGUUAACAAUCGAUUCAUUUCGUUUGAUAGCUGUUGGUCAUCGUCAAUCAAUUGAAGCAUCUGUGAACUAUACGACAUGGUUUAACCAGUUCAAUCGUACUGAUUUAUAUGAAUUACGAUCGCAUGAACCAACACUCAUUGUUUUUGGUGAACUCACUGGGCUCACAUCAGCCUUUAUUGGAACACGUGGUCAAAUUGCUCGAAUACAAAUUGGAACAGUUCAAAAUGCAUUCGCGUUGAUGAUGAAAUCCUACGAGAAACAAAUUACAUCUUACUUGAAUAAGUAUCCGACGAUUUCCAUCACCAAUGCUUUUGAACUAUCGUUGAGCGAUGUCAUGUGGAGAGCGUUUAACCAAACGUUUUCAUCAUUGGCUCGGUUACUAAAUGCUACCAUUAUUUCAGCUACAUUUGGUCCGCGAAUUAUUCGAUCUACAGAUCCAGAAGAUAUUGAAUUAUAUGGUGAUCCAGACCUUUAUCCUAACCAAACAGAAGUUUAUCUACCAUUAACAAAAGAAAUUUAUAAUACGGCUCAUGUAUAUGCACCAAAUGGCAGUCUGAUUGCUAGCCGUGAUAAGUGUCAUCUGACUCCAGCAGAGAUUGAGUUGUUACAGUUUACUCCAGGAGAACUCGAAAAUAAUACGGUCAUAAAACCAAAUAAUUGGUGUAUAGCCAUCUGUCUAGAUGCUUUUUAUUUGGAUGUUUUGUUACAUCUUGAUUCUCAGAAUUGUACUAUGCUCAUUCAACCAUCAUUUAAUGAUCAAAUGUGGGCAGCAAAUUUAUCUUCUCAGUCUCCGAUCUGGGUACCACUUGAUUGGACAAAUGGUCCGUUGGCUCUAUUCGACAAGACACAAAAUAUCCAAUUUUCAAUAAAUCCAAUGGUUACUGGAAACUUAUUCAGUGAUAUGAUUGUUGAUGGGCAAUCCACAAUAAAUCAGCGUCUACCGCGAGAAAUAAUAGAACUGAACAAACAGGAUAAAUUGUAUAUUGGUUUGGAUCCUGUCGAUAUGCAGAAUAUUACUAGGUUUCAAACGUUGGUACUGGCUAGAUGGGCACGAGAUGAUCCGAGAGGGAAAAAUUGGACAAAACAAGAAAGACGGAAGCUAUUAUAUCAAUAUGCUUUGGAAUUGGCUCCUAAUUCAAAAUCAAUAAAUGAAAAUAAAUAUGCUGACACUGUUAUAUGGGCCGAUGUGACGUUGUAG
Messenger RNA from Rotaria sp. Silwood1, 1245 nucleotides. The record is from the annotation of a GenBank genome assembly. NCBI's taxonomy places the organism in Eukaryota, Metazoa, Rotifera, Eurotatoria, Philodinida, Philodinidae.